CCCCAAGAAUUUCCAUUUUUUUCCAGGGACCGUUUGGAUGCUGGAGAUCCUGAGCCUGAUCCGGCAGGACGGGGAUCCCCAGUGGUGCCGCUCGGUUCCCAACUGGGAGCGGGGCCCUUGGCUGGAGACGCUGCUGGGGCUGCGCCGCGCCCGGAGCAACGCCCGGCCCCGAAUCAUCAGCUCCCACCUGCCCCUGCAGCUCUUCCCCAGAGCCUUCUUCACAUCCAGGGCCAAGGUGAUUUACACCGUCAGGGACCCCAAGGAUGUUCUCGUGUCCCUUUUCCAUUUCUCCCGGAUUUUCCGACCCUACAAAGACCCCGGGAGCCUCGAGGAGUUCAUGGAGAAAUUCCUGGAGGGAGACGUGCCCUUCGGCUCCUGGUUCCAGCACGUCCGGGGGUGGCUCCAGCUCCGCGGCCGCGAGAAUUUCUUCUGGAUCAGCUACGAGGAGCUGCAGCAGGUAUCUCGGGGGACUGGCGCAAUCACCUGAGCGCGGAGCAGAGCCGGCGCUUCGAGCGCGUUUACCGCGAGCGCAUGGACGG
Molecule: messenger RNA, 539 nt
Organism: Poecile atricapillus (Black-capped chickadee)
Lineage: Eukaryota; Metazoa; Chordata; Aves; Passeriformes; Paridae
Product: sulfotransferase 2B1-like
Exons: 4
Coding region: 38-487 (149 amino acids)
Biological process (GO): sulfation
Cellular component (GO): cytoplasm
Molecular function (GO): sulfotransferase activity
Source: RefSeq, a predicted model, not a curated record